GGGCCGAAAGUAGAACCUUGGAGGAGGAGUUUCUUGGUUGUCGUCUCCCCACGUAAACCUCGGUUCCUCGUCGACGUCUUCCUCCGAUCUUCGUGGUCUAACGCAUAGACACACACACAUAUUUCAUAAAAUUUUCUCGGGAAAAUUCUCCAAAAGCGAUUCAAAACCAAAUUCCCAGAAAAUGGAAAAAGACAAGCAAAAAGAGGAAAGUCAAAUCAACGAAUAAAUUAGCACUUUUUUUUUUGCCGUCGUCAUUGAUUCGUGAUGAGUUCGUGGAGCAAGAGCUUAAUCAGGCUCGUCAAUGGCGUAUCUCUUGUAGCCAAAGAGAUCAUUAACCAGUCACCGGAGUUACGGAGAGCGAGAAACGGAGAUCUCGAAGGCUUAAUUACUUCUUCAGGUAAAAAAGUUUUGGUUGCCGCCACCGACUUAGUCGGACUCACCUCAGGGAAGCUUCGCGAGCUUUCGAUUCGUCGAUCUAAGGAAAAGGAACCGUCCGUCGUAUACUUCGACGAAGAAAGUAACAAAGCUGGCGUCGUCGUCGUAACGCCUGAGAUUAGAUCUGAUAGCACCGAACCUGUCGUCGAUUCGAGAGACCUGAGAAGCGAGUUUAUCGAUGAAGCUAAGAAUUCAAAUAGAGAAGAGGAGAUUAAGGUUUCAGGCGAGGUUAUUGGAGUUAGAGAUGCCGAAUCAGGUGUUGUUGCGUCAUCUCCGUCGGUGGUGGAAGUAGUAGCAGCUCCAAUGAAGAGACGGAGACUUAGAGAACGGAAGGUUCCAUCAACACCUAUUGCAAGAGCUUAUGGGUUCUUUAAUUUAGGAGCUGCUCUCGCUUGGGGAGCUGUUAAAGAAUCUACAUAUAGGAUGGUUAAUGGGACACCAGCUACACAAGAAAAUAAACCUGCGCUUUCAUCUAUAAUGUCUAAGGAAAAUGCUGAGAGAUUGGCUCUUGGAUUGUGUGAAAUGCGUGGAGCUGCUCUUAAAGUUGGCCAGAUGUUGAGUAUACAGGACGAGAGUCUUGUCCCUGCUCCGAUUUUGAAUGCUCUGGAAUAUGUGCGUCAAGGUGCAGAUGUGAUGCCGAGGAGCCAACUUAAUCCUGUUUUGGAUGCUGAGUUAGGUCCUAAUUGGCAAUCCAAGUUGACUAGUUUUGAUUAUGAACCGAUAGCAGCAGCGAGUAUUGGUCAGGUGCACCGAGCUGUCACUAAAGAUGGAAUAGAAGUUGCAAUGAAGAUUCAGUACCCUGGUGUUGCCAACAGCAUUGAAAGUGAUAUUGAAAAUGUCAGACGCUUAUUGAAUUAUACUAAUCUAAUUCCAAAGGGACUCUUUCUGGACAGAGCUAUAAAGGUUGCUAAAGAGGAAUUGGCUCAGGAGUGUAACUAUGAAAUCGAAGCAGUCAGUCAAAAGCGCUUUCGUGAUUUGCUUUCAGACACUCCAGGGUUUUAUGUUCCGCGUGUGGUAGAUGAAAUUUCAAGCAAAAAGAUUCUAACCACAGAACUUAUAUCUGGGAUCCCCAUUGAUAAAGUAGCUUUGUUAGAUCAGAAAACACGAGAUUAUGUUGGAAGGAAGAUGCUCGAACUCACUUUGAAAGAGCUUUUUGUCUUCCGCUUUAUGCAGACAGAUCCUAACUGGGGUAACUUCUUAUACAAUGAAGCCACAAAUACAAUCAAUCUUAUAGAUUUUGGAGCAGCCCGUGAUUACCCCAAGAAAUUUGUCGAUGACUAUCUACGAAUGGUGAUGGCAUGUGCAGAAAAAGACAGUGAAGGAGUGAUUGAAAUGUCAAAGAGACUCGGGUUCUUAAACGGAGAUGAAUCAGACGUAAUGCUAGACGCUCAUGUCCAAGCCGGAUUCAUCGUGGGUCUACCUUUUGCAGAACCUGGUGGCUACGCUUUCCGAACCAACAACAUUGCUUCUAGCAUCUCCAAUUUAGGAGCAACUAUGUUGAAACAUAGACUUACACCACCACCAGAUGAAGCCUAUAGCCUUCACCGUAAACUAUCCGGAGCUUUCUUGGCUUGUAUCAAGCUUGGAGCCACCGUCCCUUGCCGUGAUCUCUUUCUCCAAGUUUACAGCAAAUAUCAGUUCGAUGAUGAGCCACAAGAUCCAGUCGUCGCUACUAGAUCCGUUUCUUCUUAGCGCUCUCAUAUACACAACACUAUAUUAAUGAUUUUUUUCUCUUCCCGUUGUUGGGAAGUAAAAACUAUUCUUUCGUUGGUACACCUCUGAGUUUAAAUUAGUUAGAGUAAUUUUUUUUCCUUUCAAUAAUGUAAAAUGUUGAAUAUUACAAUGCUGGGAGAAGCCAAUCAUCAAACUUAAUAGAAAUGUAGUAACUCUAUACUUUUGGCUUA
Molecule: messenger RNA, 2339 nt
Organism: Camelina sativa (false flax)
Lineage: Eukaryota; Viridiplantae; Streptophyta; Magnoliopsida; Brassicales; Brassicaceae
Product: protein ABC transporter 1, mitochondrial
Biological process (GO): ubiquinone biosynthetic process
Source: RefSeq, a predicted model, not a curated record